UUUACAAUGAACAAAAUAAUAUUGACUGUGUUCCUCCAGCUGGCUAUUUUAUCGUUGUUAUUUCGAGAUGCAUUGGGUGGAACAUUUAUUUUAAAAGACAUCAGACCUUGCGAAAAUGGAGACAUCUCCCAAAUCAAAGAAGUUCGAGUGACUCCUUGUGAUAAAGAACCUUGUAAAAUACCGAAGAGAAGCUCUGUGCUAAUGGAGGUGGAUUUCAUCGCUAAUCAGAACUCCACCAAACCCAAACUUAGUAUCGAAGCAAAGAUAACUGAUGUAUAUCUGCCAUUUCCAAAUUUAAAACCAGACGGUUGUAAUGGCAAAAACCUUCAAUGCCCUUUAUUGAAAGGAAAGUCAUACACAUUUCAGUACAACUUAGAAGUUCUGCCUUACUACCCAACGAUAACUGCCCUUGCAAAAUGGAAUUUGACAGGAGACGAUGAAAAAGACAUAUUUUGCUUUUUGGCUCCAGUGAGUAUCGAACCGGCGCAAAGCUGAACAAAAAAAAAUAGAGAGAAAAGCAUUUACUAUAACAUGUUUUAACACCUAAAUACAUAGUAUAAGUAUCUGUUUUCUGCAGCUAUAAUCAAUUAUCUAAUAAACGAAAGCGUUUGAAUCAUUCACAUAUUUUCUUCCUCCAGUUUUACCCUUUUUAUGAGUACUAGCAAAAUGAUCAUAUUUAAAAUGCUGAAGGACAUUAUAAUUUAUUUUAUUUUCUACCAGGUUAAACAUUACAAAUUUUAUAUCAAAAUAUCCUUCAAUUUUAUUUCACUGUGUUUAGCAUGAAAGGGAUUUGAUGUGAAAAAAAUGAUUAAACAGAGCACGAUGUUGCUCUCUUUCCAUUUUCAAGAAAUCUGGCAGAAACUAAAUUCGUGACGACUUUAGUUCAGAUAGGUUUGACUUAUCAACGUCAAUUUUGGCGUUUUUUUACAAUGAAACAAAAAGCCCACAUAUUUAACACCAUGAACCAAGGGUAUUAUUUUAAAAUGUAACAAUAUUUUGCUACAGCCUCAUUAAAUACUGUGUGAUCAACUGUUGAA
Limulus polyphemus (Atlantic horseshoe crab) is the source of this 1037-nucleotide messenger RNA. RefSeq names its product epididymal secretory protein E1-like. The record is from RefSeq and is a predicted model, not a curated record. Gene Ontology annotation, biological process: intracellular cholesterol transport. The coding region runs from base 7 to 495 and encodes 162 amino acids. The transcript has 4 exons. Gene Ontology annotation, molecular function: sterol binding. NCBI's taxonomy places the organism in Eukaryota, Metazoa, Arthropoda, Merostomata, Xiphosura, Limulidae.